UGAAACUGGUUAUUAUUCCCAUUAGCCUUGCCUUCAACCAGCAAGGGCACUCAUCUGAUAGCAGAAAGGGGAGCUAUGGCGCGUCUAUUGCGAUCCAGUUUGAGAGGAUAUCUCACCACUCAGAUUAGAAUGUCGUCUGAUCAGCUGGGGGAGCUGGGGAAGGGGGCAGGCAAGGGUGGGGGUGCAGGAGGCUCCAUCAGGGAAGCAGGAGGGGCCUUCGGGAAGAAGCAGGCUGCAGAGGAGGAGCGCUAUUUCAGGCAAAAGGAGAAGGAGCAAAUGGCUGCCCUGCGACGCCACCACGAGGAGGAGAUCGACCACCACAAGAAAGAGGUUGAGCGGCUUCAGCGCGAGAUCGACCGCCACAAGGGCAAGAUCAGGAAACUCAAGCACGACGACUAGACGAGCUGGGCACUUAAAACGACUUGCAUAAAUCCCCACAGCACUCCAUGCUCUUCCUGCCCCGUGUCCUCUGUAUACCAAAAUCACUCGUUGCCUGCAUGAGCGCAUCGCUGCCAUGAUCAUGCUUUCUGGUUUUGUCUGUGAGCAGCAGUAGAAUCAUGAAUAAAGUUUACAGAUAAUUUUACACAUCA
Molecule: messenger RNA, 590 nt
Organism: Alosa sapidissima (American shad)
Lineage: Eukaryota; Metazoa; Chordata; Actinopteri; Clupeiformes; Clupeidae
Product: ATPase inhibitor B, mitochondrial-like
Exons: 3
Coding region: 76-399 (107 amino acids)
Biological process (GO): negative regulation of ATP-dependent activity
Cellular component (GO): mitochondrion
Molecular function (GO): ATPase inhibitor activity
Source: RefSeq, a predicted model, not a curated record